Messenger RNA from Harpegnathos saltator (Jerdon's jumping ant), 1696 nucleotides. RefSeq names its product zinc finger protein 346. Gene Ontology annotation, molecular function: zinc ion binding; nucleic acid binding. The transcript has 8 exons. Lineage: Eukaryota; Metazoa; Arthropoda; Insecta; Hymenoptera; Formicidae. The coding region runs from base 220 to 1656 and encodes 478 amino acids. The record is from RefSeq and is a predicted model, not a curated record.
ACGCCGACGACGCCGACGACGACGACGACGACGACGAACGUGGUUCCGAAAGCAGUCUCGCGCAAGUUAACGAGAACGGGGAACAUCGCGGUGUGCGCGCGAGAUCAUCGUACGCGCCGUCGUGCCGUCGUUGUUGCCACGUUGCGUAUCGAGCUGUUCGAGCUUGACGUCGAGCGCCGACGGAGAUAAAUAUCACGGGACGCCUCGCAUCGCGGCAAAAUGUCCAGCGUCAAGGUCAUAGAGAAUCCAGAAGUGCCGGGACUCGAAUGCUUCCUGCCGCCGCCGCCGCCGCCGCCACCGCCGCCACCGCCGCCACCGCCGCCGCCGCCGCCUCCGCCGCCGUCGUCGUCGUUGAACAAAUUAUCGGGCAAUAAUGUGUCCGCAACAACGAAGCAGCAGCAGCAACAGCAGCAGCAGCAGCAGCAGCAGCAGCAGCAGCAGCAGCAGCAGCAACGAUCGGCGGCAAUGAGCAACAACGCGAUGACCACGGGGACGGGGGUGCCGCCAUCCGCGCCGGACGGCGCGAUGCCGCCGAAUCUCAGCGGCACCACGUACCCUAGUGUACCCGUGCCAACCCCCUAUAUCUCUGCGUUUCCAGCGGUACAACCGCAAACCCCCGGCCAGCCGGCAGCUACCCCCUGGUGGAUGCCCACCGACAGCGACACAUCCGACAUGUACACUCAGUGGUAUGACUCGACGUACAAGGGUGCUACCGCGAUACCACCCGCUACGCAGGCCAUGGCGAAGAGUAAGAACAAAUAUUACAAACGCAAGAACGAAUUUAUCGACCCCGCGCAGGAUGCAGAGAAAGUGGCGAGCGCUCAGAGGGAGUUGUCGACACUGAUGAAACCACUAAAGUGUGACCUGUGCAAUGCAGUCAUGAAUUCGACGUUACAAGCGAAAUUACACUAUGACGGUAAGCCGCAUCAGAAGAAGGUGUCGAUGUUCCUCAAUCAGAGCGUUAAAAAGCAAAAGACAGAGGACGGCCAAGUGAGCAGCACGACCAAUAACGACUGGCAAAACUACUGUGAUAUAUGCAAAACGUGGUUCACGUCGCAGACAGACGCUACGCAACACUACGCAGGCAAAAAGCACAUUAGAGCGGCGAAUGGUGGACCCCGCAGGCCAUCGAAGAAACCGCCAUCGCAGAAUCAGUACAAUCAGGUCGACUCGACCGGACGCUUCGGGAUAGGAAUGGCUUUCCAGACGGACGCGCAGACCGCGCCGACGGUGACACCGGUGAUACCGGACGUCACCGCGCCGGUGCAAAAUGCGGUCGCGCCUACCAUGUACGCGUCGUCGCCAUAUUCCACGCUGUUGCGUUGCGACUUGUGCGGAGUCUCAGCUAAUCGGCAGGAUCAACUGGAAACGCACAAGCGCGGAGCCCGACAUUUGAGAAUGCUGCGGCUUAAUGGACUUCCUGUGCCUGAAUCUGCCGCUGAAAACGAGAACACGACCAGCGCCGUUGAACCCAUAGAUUAUUCAAUUUAUCGGACUCCAUCGGGGCAGUAUUAUUGCGCACCGUGCAACCUGUCGUUGAACUCGGAGACCACGUUCGCUCAGCACGUCGAGAGCAAGAAACACAAAAAUCAGUCCAAUCCGAAGUUACCAAAUGCCGUGGUAGUCGCGAAGAAAGCCAGAUUCAAGAAAAAAUAAAACCGCGACUGCGCCAUUACGCUUUGUGCAACGACACGGA